CUAUUGGACGCCUCGGAGUGGUUGGAGGCGGAGCUUCUGGAGGGCGUGGCCAAACGCCAGCUCUUCGGCGAACGCCACUCCUCCUACCACUUCACCAAAUCGCUGGCAGAGGGCGUGUUCGCCGCCGACCACGCCCCCCUCCCGCUCGCUAUCGUCCGCCCCUCCAUUAUAGGCGCCGCGUGGCGCGAACCGACGCCCGGAUGGGUCGACAACUACAACGGGUUGUCCGGCUUUCUCGUCGCCGCCGGCAAAGGCGUCCUCCGCACUCUGCACGCGCGUCCCGACGCCGUCUGUGACGUGAUUCCCGUCGACUUCGUGGUGAACACGUGUCUCGCGAGCGCCGCCGCUGUGGCCGUCCGCCGCCCCGCCGACGCCCCCCUCGUCGUGAACUGCGUGUCGGGCCAAACCAACCCAAUCACGUGGCGCCAAAUCCGCGACUUCUCGGCGCCGCUUCUCUUGCGCUGGCCUUCGAGUGAAUUGUUUCGCUUUCCCGGCGUUUCUCUCCAUUCGUCGGCUUUCCUUCAUUACUGCCAUCUAUUGGCCGAACACCGAAUUCCCGCCGUAUUUGUCGACCUCCUGUUCCGCGCCUGCGGACUCCAACCCAUACUCGGAAAAGUGUACCAAAAGGUGAACAAAAGCGUCGCCGCUUUGGAAUACUUUACGUGCAAUGAGUGGCGCUUUCGGGUCGAGCAGUGGCGCCAUCUCUCGGACUCGCAGUCGGCCGCCGAUCGCCACGAC
Oppiella nova is the source of this 738-nucleotide messenger RNA. NCBI's taxonomy places the organism in Eukaryota, Metazoa, Arthropoda, Arachnida, Sarcoptiformes, Oppiidae. The record is from the annotation of a GenBank genome assembly.